This is a messenger RNA of Penicillium cataractarum, 2439 nucleotides long. RefSeq lists its product as uncharacterized. The record is from RefSeq and is a predicted model, not a curated record. Lineage: Eukaryota; Fungi; Ascomycota; Eurotiomycetes; Eurotiales; Aspergillaceae. The coding region runs from base 1 to 2439 and encodes 812 amino acids. Gene Ontology annotation, molecular function: alpha-glucuronidase activity. Gene Ontology annotation, cellular component: extracellular region. Gene Ontology annotation, biological process: xylan catabolic process. The transcript has 2 exons.
AUGACAAUCGAAACCGGUCUCGAUGGGUGGCUGCGGUACGCUGCGCUUUCCACGGCAUUGAGCAGCACCCAGCAGCGUUAUUCGAGCAUCAUUGUCCUGAACACAGAUGAGACGAGCCCGGUUUACACGGCUGGAAAAGAGCUACAAGAUGGGCUGAAACGUAUUCUUGGCCAGAAGAUUGACAUCCACUGUCAAUUGACAAGUGAACCUUCGUCAUCGAUCGUCGUCGGAACCCUUGACUCGUUCUCUUCGGCCGGUGGUAAUACAAAUGGCAUUCCGGUACUCAAGGAGGAUGGUUUCUGGCUGAAUACCCAUGCCGGCAACAGCUGCGUCCACAUCAUCGGUCAGAAUGAAUGUGGUGCUAUAUACGGUGCCUUUGAGUACCUCAUGCGUCUGGCACAAGGAAACUUUGCUCCUAUUGCGUCUGCAAACAACCCGAGUGCACCUAUCCGAUGGGUCAAUCAGUGGGACAACCUUGACGGAAGUAUCGAGCGAGGAUAUGCAGGGCCAUCUAUCUUCUUCAGAGAUGGUGAGGUCAUGAAAGACAUGACCCGCAUAUCUCAGUUUGCUCGGCUCCUCUCGUCCAUCCGCGUCAAUGCCGUCGUCGUCAACAACGUCAAUGCAAACCCGAAGCUUUUCAGCGAGUCGAAUCUCGAUGGCCUAAGUCGCAUUGCAGAUGCCAUGCGCCCAUGGGGAGUACGGAUUGGUAUCUCAUUAUACUUUGACUCGCCCAAAGAGUUUGGUGGACUACCUACCUCUGACCCCUUAGACCCCGCUGUCAACGACUGGUGGCACAAGAUCACAGCAAAGGUAUACCAGAAGGUUCCAGAUCUUGUCGGAUACACCAUCAAGGCCAACUCGGAGGGUCAGCCAGGACCCCUGACGUACAACCGUACCUUGGCCGAUGGUGCCAAUAUGUUUGCUCGAGCCUUGAAACCUCACGGUGAUGGCGUCGUCAUGUAUCGCGCCUUUGUUUACAACCAUCACCUCGAUGAGUCUGUGUGGAAACAUGAUCGUGCCAAUGCGGCGGUUGAUUACUUCAAGGAGCUAGAUGGGGAGUUUGAUGACAAUGUCAUUGUCCAGAUCAAAUGGGGCCCUAUCGACUUCCAAGUUCGCGAGCCGCCCUCUCCCUUGUUGGCCAACCUUCGCAAGACUAAAGCUGCCAUCGAGUUCCAGGUUGCCCAGGAGUAUCUCGGCCAACAGUCUCAUUUUGUUUAUAUGGCUCCUCUGUGGAGAGAGAUACUCGAUUUCGACAUGAGAAUCGAUGGUGGUGCCUCUCGCAUCCGCGACAUUGUCUCUGGUGAACGCCUUGGGUGGAACCGCAGUGGCUAUACGACGGUUCUCAACAUCGGAAGUGAUACAACUUGGAUCGGACAUCAUCUCUCCAUGUCCAACCUCUAUGCCUACGGUCGUAUAGCCUGGGACCCGCUCUCAGACCCAGUCUCCAUCAUUCAAGAAUGGACCCGUCUCACCUUUGGUCUCGACGAGACCAUCGUUGACACUAUCACAAAGAUAUCAAUGGAGUCAUGGCCUACCUAUGAGAACUAUAGCGGAAACCUAGGUAUCCAGACCCUCUGCGACAUCAUAUACACCCACUACGGUCCAAGCCCAGGCUCCCAAGACGGUAACGGCUGGGGUCAAUGGACACGGGCCAACGCGCAUUCUAUUGGCAUGGAUCGGACGGUCGCUACUGGAUCUGGGAACUCAGGCCAAUACCCCCCGAGGUCGCUGCAAGAUUUGAGGACAUCGAAUCGACCCCUGAUAACCUUCUUCUCUGUUAUCCAACAUUUCUAUGAUGCACACUAUGAAGGUGCCGCGCAUGCCCAAACCUUCCCUUUGGAGUGGGCAAAAUUGAAGGGGCUGAUUGAUGAACAUCGUUUUGAGCAUGUUGCAUUCAAAUUGCAGUAUCAGGCUGGUCAUGCUCUUGUCUGGCGGGACAGCGUUAACUACUUCUACUUCGCGAAAUGUGGUAUUCCGGAUGAGAGAAACCGUGUCGGAAAUCACCAAUGGCGUAUCGAGGCCGAAGACAUGCAGUUGUCUGGUUACAAGGUCGUUUCUGUCACACCCACCGAGGCAGCAUCUGGGGGAAAGGCCAUCAUCACCGAAACAAACGAGGCGCCCGGGACUGCCCAGAAGGAACUUGCAUUCCCGUCUGGUACAUACGAUAUUGCUGUAAACUACUUUGACCAUCUAGGUGGACGGGCCAAGUACGAGGUUUUCCUCGGCGAGAAAUUGAUUGGAACUUGGACUGGUGAUCUGGAAGACAAGCUUGGACAUGAUUUCUCGGAGUACUUGGAUGGUCACUCGGCAACCAGAGUUACCUUCUAUGGAGUUAAGGUGGAAAAGGGCGACUGGCUGAAAAUCGUCGGUCAACCUGAUGGCAGUGAGCUUGCGCCUCUGGAUUAUGUUUCCAUUCUGCCCGAAGGUACCAUUGAUUAA